UGUAAGACUAGAAUUGGUUUUUUAUUUAUUUAUUUUUAAUGUUCCCGAAUAUACAGUACAAGAUUCAUAAUAUACAUCUGCCAGAUUACAAGUACUGGGAGGACAGCAGUGAUGACUUUCGGCCACUGGAGGGUACACUGUUGCCGCUGUGGAAGUUGACUGGAUACAAGACCCGCAACUUGCAAGUGGCAGACAUCUGUUGGAGCCCUAUCUAUCCUGACCUUUUGGCUGCUGCCUACACACCAGGAAGCGGCAGCUUGUAUGAGGGGGGCGGACUCUUAUGCCUCUACACCCUGAAGAAUCCUGGCAUCCCUGAACGUUCCCUGCCAACACCCUGCGGGCUUACGUCUGUACAAUUCCACCCCACGGUAACGUGGGUGCCAACAGACCCAGGUCAAAACCUCAGCUUCUACUCCGUGUCAGAGGACGGCCGGGUGUCGGAAUGGACUGUACGGCCUUCAUCGCUGGAAGUUACGGACGUGCUGAAAUUCCAUGGGCCUGUUCAGUCGUUCAGAAAAUCGCCAGCCUCAGCCCCGCUGCCUCUAGAGGAAUACUGUAUCUGCUUUGUAUACAUCAAACACCAUGUCAACACGUCUCACAGAGCCAUGAAAUUGCCGCCUGAUGUAUUUGAUGAUCUGGUGAAGAUAAUCAUCAAAACUCUUGCAACAGGCAGAUACAGAUUGCCUCCAAUAUUUAACAUGUUCCUCGUGGGUCCGAGUAUCAGUGUACAAAACCAUGAGGACAUUUCUUUAGACAUUCGUGUGGUUGUUCCCUCUCCUCACUACCUCCCACUGGAUUAUGUUGCCGUCAGACACAGACUCUCCCCAGGUCGCAUCUUCGUCCUUCAGCCUCGCAAUCUCUUCAUUCGGCCACACAUUUUCGCCCCUUACCUUCUCAAGCUCAGCCUUCCGGGAGGAAUAGAGCUGUUCCCAAUUCAUAUACACACACUCACUUCACUGCCUGCAGGAACAGCAACGUGUGUAGCAUUCAAGCCUGAGGACAACUCCCUGCUGCUGGUGGGUGUGGACACAGGCGUUGUGUUGGAAAUACGUCUCUCAUCAUCCAAUUAUGCUCACACCCGCUACCCUGCCCACACCGCCCCUGUCAGAUCAAUUGUUUGGAACGGCCACCAUCACCAGGUGUUUGCUACUUGUUCCUUGGACUGGAUGCUCAAAAUUUGGCUGCAGCACUAUACGUGCGCCCUUGUGACACUAGAUCUGGGGGCCCCCGUGGCGGAGUUAACUUGGUGCCACUACAGCAGCAGCGUCAUCGUCGGUGUGACGGAGGACGGCCGUGUUCAUGUGUACGAUCUGUUCCUUCGUAAAUGUCGGCCACUGUGUGUGCAGAACCUGCUGCAGAGGCGACGCUCACGGCUAGUGUGUGUCGCUCUCAGUCCUUUUCACCCCGUCUUGUUGGUGGGUGGGGACAGAGGCUACCUGGUUACCCUCAAGCUGUCGCCCAACCUGAGGAGGCCCCACAAGGAAGCAAAAGGGGCCGACGAGGUCAAACUGAAGGAGAUUGAAUUGUCUAAGAUGGAUAGAAUUAUCGCCACUACCAAAACCUAAAUGAAGAUAUUUUUGUCUUGAUUGUAUAUUCUUUUAAUUAUUAUUUUUUUGUGAUUAAAACCAUCAGUGCGAAA
Messenger RNA from Homarus americanus (American lobster), 1639 nucleotides. RefSeq names its product dynein intermediate chain 2, ciliary-like. The record is from RefSeq and is a predicted model, not a curated record. Gene Ontology annotation, cellular component: outer dynein arm. Bases 39 to 1565 code for a protein of 508 amino acids. The transcript is spliced from 10 exons. NCBI's taxonomy places the organism in Eukaryota, Metazoa, Arthropoda, Malacostraca, Decapoda, Nephropidae. Gene Ontology annotation, molecular function: dynein heavy chain binding; dynein light chain binding. Gene Ontology annotation, biological process: outer dynein arm assembly; cilium movement.